AUGCCUGUGUCUGGUAUCCCUGAGUACCCCGUCACCCUGGAGCACAGCCCCCCCGCCGAUCUGGACAAGUACAUCCCCAAUCCCGGUAUGCCCCGGGCCAACAAGGCGGUCAGUCGGGAGAAGCCGGACGGAGACCCCAGGUCCCCGACGAACCGCACGGUGCUGCAGCAGCACGUCAUGUUCUGGGACAGGGACAGCGACGGGGUCAUCUGGCCAAUCGAUACAUUCGUGGGCUUCCGCCGGCUGGGCUUCAACAUGCUGAUCUCCGCUCUGGCAGUGCCUUUCAUCCAUUUCUCCUUCUCCUACCCCACCCUCAAAUCCUGGAUUCCGGAUCCACGGCUGCCUAUCUACCUGGACAGGAUCCACCGCACAAAGCACGGUUCCGACAGCGAGGUGUACGACAAUGAGGGUCGUUUUGUCCCGGAGAAGUUUGAGGAGCUGUUCUCCAAGUACGACCGUGACAACAAGGGCGGCCUGGGGUGGAGGGAUAUCCAGGAGCUUGUCUACAGUCACAUGAACAUCAACGACCCGGUCGGAUGGUACGGCAACCCCACUUGGGCGGAGGGAGGGAAGUGGGAGAGGGGGGGGCUUCUACUGCGCGACCACAAGGGUCUCGUCAGCAAGGAGAAGAUUCGCGGCGUGUACGACGGAACCAUUUGGGAGACGGUGGCCAGGGAGGUAGAGGAGCGGAAGAAGCGUAACGCGUCGCCGUAUAAGCAGGACUAG
Molecule: messenger RNA, 726 nt
Organism: Volvox carteri f. nagariensis
Lineage: Eukaryota; Viridiplantae; Chlorophyta; Chlorophyceae; Chlamydomonadales; Volvocaceae
Exons: 7
Coding region: 1-726 (241 amino acids)
Molecular function (GO): calcium ion binding; monooxygenase activity
Source: RefSeq, a predicted model, not a curated record